CCCGCCCCGCCCCGCCCCGCCAUGCUGCGCUGGGGGCCGGCGCGGAGGGCGGCCGGGCUCCUCCGCCCGCCCGCCGCCGCCCCCCGCCCCGCCGCCCCCCCCCGAGCGCGAUUCCUGAGGGGAACCGCGGCGGGGGAGCCGCGGCCGGCGCCGGGCUCGGCCCCCGGGACGGGGAGAGUGUACCUGGAGACGUACGGCUGCCAGAUGAAUGUCAACGACGCGGAGAUCGCCUGGGCCAUCCUGCAGAAGAACGGCUACGCGAGGACCAAGGAGCUGGAUGAGGCAGAUGUGGUUCUCCUUGUCACCUGUUCUGUGAGGGAGAAGGCGGAGCAGGCCAUCUGGAAUCGCCUGCGGCACCUCAAGGCGCUGAAGGCCCGGCGGCAGCAGGCUCGCUUGCCCCUCCGCAUCGGGAUCCUCGGAUGCAUGGCUGAGAGGCUUAAGGAGGAGAUUCUGCACAGGGAGAAGCUAGUCGAUGUUGUGGCAGGCCCUGAUGCGUAUCGCGACCUUCCCCGGCUGCUGGCCGUGGCAGAGUCUGGCCAGCAAGCUGCUAAUGUCCUGCUGUCGCUAGAUGAGACUUACGCAGACAUUCUGCCUGUCCAGACAAGCGCAGGUGGCACGACAGCCUUUGUAUCCAUCAUGCGGGGCUGCGACAACAUGUGCAGCUACUGCAUCGUGCCCUUCACCCGCGGCCGUGAGAGGAGCCGCCCCAUCGCGUCCAUCCUGCAGGAAGUGAGGCUGCUCUCGGACCAGGGGGUGAAAGAAGUGACCCUUUUGGGUCAGAACGUCAACAGCUUUCGAGACAUGUCUGAGGUGCAGUUUCAGUCAGCUGCUGCCCCAGUCCUCAGUCGUGGCUUUAGCACAGUCUACAAAGCUAAACCGGGAGGCUUGCGCUUUGCACAUCUUCUAGACCAGGUUUCUAGAAUUGAUCCCGAAAUGAGGAUCCGUUUCACCUCUCCACACCCCAAGGAUUUUCCUGAUGAGGUGCUGCAGCUUAUCCGGGAGCGACACAACAUCUGCAAACAGCUGCACCUCCCGGCCCAGAGCGGAAGCACGCGGGUCCUGGAGGCCAUGCGGCGCGGGUACACAAGAGAAGCAUAUUUAGAGCUCGUACACCAUGUGCGUGAGUCCAUUCCAGGAGUGAGCUUAAGUAGCGACUUCAUUGCCGGCUUCUGUGGAGAGACAGAGGAAGAUCACCAGCAGACCGUGUCCUUGCUGCGGGAGGUCCGGUACAACAUCGGCUUCCUGUUUGCCUACAGCAUGAGACAGAAAACCCGGGCCCAUCACCGGCUGCAAGACGAUGUGCCUGCAGACAUAAAAAAGAGGCGGCUGGAGGAGCUCAUUACUGUCUUUCGAGAGGAGGCUGCGAGGGCAAACGAGGCGAUGGUGGGCCAGUCUCAGCUGGUGCUGGUGGAAGGGCCCAGCAAGCGCUCUGCCUCGGAGUUGUGUGGGAGGAAUGACGGCAACAUCAAGGUGAUCUUCCCCGAUGCCGAGGUGGCGGAUGCUGCGGGCUGCGAGGCUCUGGCCAGAGCCCAGCCAGGGGACUAUGUGCUGGUGAAGGUAACCUCUGCCACCUCGCAGACCUUGAAGGGAGUUCUGCUCUGUCGUACCACCCUCUCCCGCUCUGCGGCUUCUCACUGAGGUGUCCCUGCUGCCCGUGGACAGAAGCAGCGUGUUUUCUCCAGGAAGAAACAAGGAGGUUUGGCCAGGUGGAGACAGCAUAGAAACAGGGAGAUAUUUGUAUAAUAGAAUAUAUAUAUGAAAUAAUAAUAAUAAAAAAAAUACGUAUUUCUGUUUGGCAACAACCUACCCCUCCUAGAUCUGUGCAAGUUUGUAGGCUAAAGGGAUGGAAGCUGCGUAUGGACUUGCCAAACCCAGGUACCGUAUGAUCUCCUAUUUUCACUGGCUCUCAGGCCCGGCCUGCCCUUGCGGUGCUGCCGGUCUGGCCUCCACGGCAGCCCGGCCUGAGAAAUGGAUGUCUGCAGAGCAGGGCAUUCCUGCUAGCUCAGGUGAAUUCAGGAGCUGCAAAAGCUGGUAGCGCCGACAAAAUAGAGCUCCAGUAACUGCUGGAGAAUGGCAGGAGUACUGCCAGAGGGGAUGAAGAACUGAAAGAACAGGAGAAGAUUGUGAAGAAUUCCUUCCAAAUCUUGGUAACUUCCCUGUCUGCAAAGUUCUUGGAAAGGGGGAGUAAGAACCUGGACUGUGCCUGUAUGAUGGAACGUGGCACUGAACUGUGGAAUAUAAAAGGGUGUUUACCAUG
Molecule: messenger RNA, 2257 nt
Organism: Tyto alba (common barn owl)
Lineage: Eukaryota; Metazoa; Chordata; Aves; Strigiformes; Tytonidae
Gene: CDK5RAP1
Product: CDK5 regulatory subunit associated protein 1
Exons: 13
Coding region: 22-1638 (538 amino acids)
Biological process (GO): tRNA modification; negative regulation of cyclin-dependent protein serine/threonine kinase activity
Cellular component (GO): mitochondrion; cytosol
Molecular function (GO): 4 iron, 4 sulfur cluster binding; tRNA-2-methylthio-N(6)-dimethylallyladenosine(37) synthase activity
Source: RefSeq, a predicted model, not a curated record